AUGUAUGCUUUAAGAAAGGGGUCCAAGACAUCCCGCUUGAGAGGGAUUGAUGAGUUCCUAUCCAUCAAAAAUCAGCCGGCUGGACAGGAAGAGGAACAAAGAGCUGAGCCUGUUCCGGCGGAAGAGCAACAAGCGGUUGAUCCCCCCAUGACCAGAGCAGCUGGGAAGAGAAAACUCUCAGCGGAUGAAGCCGGCAAAUACGAUAAACAGAUUCGUCGGAAGUUGCUGGUUGAUUCGCCUCCCCCCAAAGGCCAACAAAAAUCUAAGUUGAUGGCUGAUGCCAUCAGAGCUGCUGAAGAUGAAGAACAACAGGAAUCUUCUAUUGCGGGCUUGCCACAUAAAACUGGGCUUUGUUCUCAUGGCCCAGCCCUAUCGAGCGAUGCUUCUUCUUACCAUCCCCCCCAAGAUGAAGAGGAUGAGUUAAUGGCUGCAGAUGCAGAAUCUACUCCGGUGAUAGACCUUCCUAAGUCUCCUGCAUUAGAACCAGGGGGUCUCGAAGAGAAUCCAUCCCCUUCUCCUUCAGCCUUAAUGUCACAAGCUCAUGAUUCAAUUCCUAGUCCUACAACGGGACUUAUGAAUAAACCAGCUAUUGGCACAGAUCUUCCGGAACCUUCAGCUGCUCAGGAUGAUGAGGAGCGAGUUUAUUAUGACGGCUCCUUAACUAGUGAUGCAGCUGACGAAGAUAGAGAUGAUGAGGAUGCUGGCGUUGGCAACAUGCCAGGUGAUGACGCGGGGGAAGAAGAGCAUAAUUCUAUGGAUGACAUAACCAUUUUUGAUGAUGCUCCCAAAGUCCCAUCCGAUAAAGCAUCUGGCUAUACUCCUUUUCACAUCUCCGGUAAGCCUAGUUUUCUUCGAAUUCUUCCGCAUGUUCUUUCCGCGUUCCGACCCUUUUUUCGUGCAGGUUCGCCUCCUUCCAAGACUACUGCUGCUACUACUUCAAAGCAGGAUCCAGCGCAAGUAUCGGCUCCUUCACAAGAGCAACAUUUACCUGGAUCACCUACGGCAACUGCUUCACCUGUAGCAUUGCCUGAAACUACUGAUGCGACCCCUUCUCUGGAACAACAGCUCAUGCCGGUGUCAGCUCCCGCACAAGAGCAGCCUCUGCCUGCUUCGCAAGAGCAGCCUCUGCCUGCUUCGUCUUCGGCAGCUGCCUCACCUGCCGCGUUGAUGAAGAUCUCACUUACACCAACAGAGGCGAGGCCCAGCACGUCUCAGGCAAGGGCAAUGAUGGCUUUGACCUCGAGCCCAUCACAAUUGAAUGUUUCUACUGCCUCUGCAGCUUCAGCACCUGGCUCCCCUGCACCAAUUUCAAUGGCUCUGGGAGCAUCUUCAAGUCUCGCGGGCGCACCUGAGUUCUUUCAAAUCUCUUUGGUGUACUUGAAUAGCCUCGCCAAGAAGGUGAUUGAAUAUGUGGUGGGUGGUCAGGGCACUUUUAAUUCUUUUCGACAUCUUCUAGAAGCAGGCUUAAACGGAGUCAGAAGUGUGGGAAACACUCCGUGGUUCGAGCGCUGUUCUGAGAUUAUUCUAGGCCUUGGGUCGCAGAGAGCUUCAGCCACAAAUUGUGUCUACUUUGGCCAGUCUUCAGGUUGCAGAAGUGGCUCGCCGGGAGGCGAUAGAACGGGACUUGACUGA
Molecule: messenger RNA, 1632 nt
Organism: Asparagus officinalis (garden asparagus)
Lineage: Eukaryota; Viridiplantae; Streptophyta; Magnoliopsida; Asparagales; Asparagaceae
Product: histone H3.v1-like
Exons: 1
Coding region: 1-1632 (543 amino acids)
Source: RefSeq, a predicted model, not a curated record